AUGUCUGUACCAGUAUUUAAAAAUUUAUCAUUUUAUUCUGAUCCUCAUUCUAAUGAACCAAGGUACCAAGAAGUAGUCAAGACUUUUUCUGUUAACUUCCCUAAUGAUUCCAUUCAUUUUUUUGCUAGAUCUCCAGGAAGAGUCAACUUAAUUGGUGAUCAUAUUGAUUAUAAUUUUUUCCCAGUUUUACCAAUGGCUAUUUCAAAUGAUGUUAUUGCUGCGGUAAGUGUUGAUAGUGAUAGCAAAGAAAUCAUCAUAACCAACACAGAUAGCAAAGAUUUCCCAAGAGAAGUUAUUCCACUUGACAAGAAAGUAUCCAUUGAUCAAGAACAUCAUUCAUGGGCAAAUUAUUUCAAAUGUGGCUUGAUUGUUGCUGAAAAGUAUUUGAACGAAAAUGGGAUCAACAAUCUCAAAGGUAUGAAACUUACAUUUAAUGGUAAUGUACCAACAGGAGGGGGGUUGUCAUCGUCAGCUGCAUUUUGUGUGGCCUCAACUUUAGCAGUUAUUAAAGCAAAUGGUAUUGAUAAUAUUCCUAAAGAAGACCUCACCAGAAUCACUGUUGUGAGUGAACAUUAUGUUGGUGUUAACACAGGAGGUAUGGAUCAAUGUGCCAGUAUCUAUGGUGAACUGGACCAUGCAUUAUUGAUAGAGUUCAAACCUAAAUUAACUGCUAAACCAUUUAAAUUUCCUAUUGAUGAUUUGAUAUUUGUUAUUACCAAUAGUUUGCAAGUAAGUAACAAACACGAAACAGCACCUAUUCAUUAUAACCUUCGUGUCGUGGAAAUGGGUAUUGCUGCAGAUUUACUAACCAAGAAAUUGGGUUUGCAAAAUAGUAUUCCUAGAGACUCAAACAUUGGUACAAGCAGUUUACGUGGUGUUAUGGAUGGUAGAUUUAAUCAUUCAUGGGAUGGCAAUGAUUACACUGUUGGUAUUGAGCAAUUAAAGCAGAUGAUUGAUGUGGUAGAAAAAGAAUUAACCAAUCAAAAGGGAUAUUCAAUUGAAGAAUGUUGUCAAGAAUUGGAAAUAACAUGUGAGAAGUUUGUUGCUAAGUAUCUUUCCAAGUUCCACGUUGAAUUCAAGACUUUGAAGCUUUACCAAAGAGCCAAACAUGUAUAUAAAGAAAGUUUAAGAGUAUUGGAAACAUUAAAAGCUAUAGCAACUAUUCAUAAUCGUGAAGAAUUUUUAAUGGAAUUUGGAAAAUUAAUGAAUGAAUCACAGGGCUGA
Molecule: messenger RNA, 1224 nt
Organism: Candida tropicalis MYA-3404
Lineage: Eukaryota; Fungi; Ascomycota; Pichiomycetes; Serinales; Debaryomycetaceae
Gene: GAL1
Product: galactokinase
Exons: 1
Coding region: 1-1224 (407 amino acids)
Biological process (GO): galactose metabolic process; carbohydrate phosphorylation
Cellular component (GO): cytoplasm; cytosol
Molecular function (GO): ATP binding; galactokinase activity
Source: RefSeq, a predicted model, not a curated record